Messenger RNA from Loxodonta africana (African savanna elephant), 514 nucleotides. It is a transcript of the gene C11H19orf33, whose product is annotated as chromosome 11 C19orf33 homolog. Bases 122 to 454 code for a protein of 110 amino acids. Gene Ontology annotation, cellular component: nucleus. The record is from RefSeq and is a predicted model, not a curated record. NCBI's taxonomy places the organism in Eukaryota, Metazoa, Chordata, Mammalia, Proboscidea, Elephantidae. The transcript has 4 exons.
GGUGAGUCAGAGCUCAGGACUUGGAACGAAGGCUGGGGUGGAGCUCCUCAGAAUUCCUGGGGCGGGUAGGUCCCGGCAUUGCCCAGGCCCUCCUGGCCCUCUGCACUCUUCUCUCCCCACCAUGGAGUUCAACCUGUCAGCAGCCCUGGAGUCCUCUUCCGAGAAAGCCGAGGCGGAAGGCCAGGGGGGGAAACCCAAACAAUGUCCCCCACAAGUGCACAGCCCAUCAGAGGCAGGAGCAGCGGCUAAUCCCAGGCACCGCCACGGCAGCUCCUCCUCUGACUCCAGCAGCAGCAGCUCCAGCGAUUCAGACGGCGAAGCGAAGCUCCAUGCCACUGGGUCACAGCAGCAGGAAAGCACCCCAGGCAAGCCCAAGAAGCCCAAGGUGAAGAAGGCGGAGAAGGAGAAGAAGGGGAAGAAGGGGAAGAAGGGCAAGAAGGCGGCCCCUCACUGACUGGGCCUGGGCCCAGGCUCAUUAAACCGUCCUCCUGCUUCCGGGUGACAGUGCUGUCCG